Messenger RNA from Cucumis melo (muskmelon), 828 nucleotides. RefSeq lists its product as uncharacterized. Lineage: Eukaryota; Viridiplantae; Streptophyta; Magnoliopsida; Cucurbitales; Cucurbitaceae. The record is from RefSeq and is a predicted model, not a curated record. The coding region runs from base 1 to 828 and encodes 275 amino acids. The transcript is spliced from 3 exons.
AUGGCCACCCCUGGCUCCCAAUCUAACCUUCCCGAAACCUCCAAUCCUAUUUCGAAAUCCUCAUCAAACCCAUCUGUUCCCACCUCUACACUCUUUUUGUUAUCCAACAUCUACAACCUCGUACCCAUCCGACUAGAUUCUACAAAUUACGUUCUCUGGAAAUAUCAAGUUUCCUCCAUCCUCAAAGCCCAUUCUCUCUUUGGCCAUAUUGAUGACACCCUUCUUUGUCCUCCAAAACAUUUACCAUCUUUAACUCUUGGAACCAACUCCGAAAUUAACCCCAAGUAUCUUCAAUGGCUAUCUCGCGACCAAGCUCUCAUUACCUUAAUAGACCCACUCUAUCAUCCUCUGCCCUUGCCCACGUUGUCGGCUCAGUCUCCUCUAAGGUCAGCUCUCUAUACAAUGAAAAAAACCCCUUCCGAAAGCAUUGAUCAAUACACCUCUCGCAUUAAAUCCCUUGUCGAUAAGCUUGCUACCGGCUUUGUCUCUCUUGAAGAUGAAGAAAUCCUUGUUCACACUCUCAAUGGCCUUCCGGUUGCCUUCAACGCAUUUCGUACCUCUAUUCGAACUCGCAGCGGCAACAUCUCCCUUGAAGAACUUCACACCCUUCUCAUUUCGAAAGAAACAACCAUGGCCAAAACUUCAGCCAUUGAAGCCAUUCCAACAGCCAUGGCGCCGUUUCACCCACCUCAGCAUCACGGCAGUCGCGGACGAGGACGCCGUUUCCACUCCACUGGCCUGAAACAAAUUCUGGAUAUAAUGGCUGCAUCUUUUGUCAAAUAUGUCACAAACAAGGACAUGGGGCUCUCGAUUGCUAUAAUCGCAUGA